Aspergillus heteromorphus CBS 117.55 is the source of this 1440-nucleotide messenger RNA. Its product is annotated as 3' exoribonuclease family protein. Gene Ontology annotation, biological process: U5 snRNA 3'-end processing; U1 snRNA 3'-end processing; TRAMP-dependent tRNA surveillance pathway. Lineage: Eukaryota; Fungi; Ascomycota; Eurotiomycetes; Eurotiales; Aspergillaceae. Gene Ontology annotation, cellular component: cytoplasmic exosome (RNase complex); nuclear exosome (RNase complex). The coding region runs from base 221 to 1414 and encodes 397 amino acids. The transcript has a single exon. The record is from RefSeq and is a predicted model, not a curated record.
CAGACACCGGGAGACCCAAAGCCCACUCACCGCCCGGCUGAUUCCCCCCGAAUUCUGCCGCCGAAAAAUGCACCUCGCGCGAGCACCGUCUUCUUCCCACCAGAACAAACAACCACCCUUUUUAAACCCACUGCUCAAUUAAAGCCCUCCUUCUACAACACCAAACCGGAGAGAAGCGAAGCGACAACAGCAGCAGCACCGCCAGCACACACCUUCCAAAAUGGCGUCCACAGCGCCAUCCCUCACCCUCCCCCCCUCACAAUUCGCCCGCCUUCAACCUCACGCUUACCUCCUCGCCCACCUCUCGCCCCCCGCAUCAAGCAACCAGCCCUCCAUCCGAGCCAACGGCCGCGCGCCCUCGCAGUUCCGGACCACCUACGCCAACACCGGCUCCCUCACGCACACCAACGGCAGCGCGGUCGUCCGCGUGGGCGACACGACCGCCGUCUGCGGCGUGCGCGCCGAGAUCCUCCCCACCGACGACAUUGCCUCGUGGAGCGUGUCGCACUCUUCUUCCUCCAACACCAACAAGCGCCGGAAGAUCAUCAAGUCCGAAAACGAAGAGGAGGAGGAAGAAGAAGAAGAAGAAGAAGAAGACCCGAACGAAGAAUCGCACAUCCAAGACCUCAACCUCCUCGUCCCGAACCUCUCCCUCAGCACGGGUUGCGCCCCGGGGUUCAUCCCCGGCGCGCCGCCCUCCGCCCUGGCGCAGUCGCUAUCGCACCAGAUCCUGAACCUGCUGCACACUACGCGGCUAGUCCGGGCGGAGGAUCUGCGGGUGUGGUACCAGCCGCCCAGUCUAGGCGGGGAGGAGCUGGAGCGGCAUAAUGCGGAGGAGCAGAUGGAUGUGGAUGUGGACGAGGCAGCAAGGAAAGACGGCGAGGUCAAGGCGUUCUGGGUCCUGUAUAUCGAUAUCAUGAUUGUGUCGAUGGCGGGGAAUCCGUUCGACGCGGCGUGGGCGGCGGUGUUAGCGGCGUUGCGUGAUACCAAGCUGCCGCGGGCGUGGUGGGACGUCGACAAUGAGAUGGUGGUGUGUUCGGAUGUGGUGGGCGAGGCGCGCAAGUUGACCCUGCGGGGAUUGCCGGUUGCGAGCUCGUUCGCGGUGUUUGAGGCGGAUGCGGCGGCGGGGUGGAGGGCCGUUAUUGUGCCUGAUGCGGAGGAGGAGAGGCUGAUUGAGGAGGGUGAUAGGAAGGGGAUUCAGCGCAGGUGGGUGCUUGCGGACCCGGAUGGGUAUGAGGAGGGAUUGAGCCAGGAGAGGGCGUGUGUGGUUGUGGAUAAGGUGCGGGGGAAGACGGUGAUUGUGAAGAUGGAGAAGAAUGGGGGGUGGGCGUUGGAUGGGAAGGAGUUGAAGGGGUUGGUGGAUGUUUCGGAGAGGAGGUGGGAGGAGGUUAAGACUAUUCUGGAGCAGUGUUGAUGGGAUUGAUAUGAUAUUGGUGUUGU